UACCUUGACUUACGUUUCCAUUUUGCUUUUCUCAUCCCUGUUAGUCUGGCAGAUCAGUUCGAUCAGUCAUGAAACCACUUCCGCCCUUCCAAAUCUUUAUGGGAAUCGUCUCCCGUAAGAAGCAUCGAUCUCUGGCAGAUCAGUUGUCUGCUUGUCAAUUAUCGCACUCACGACGGAACAGGUCCUAGCCUUUGCCAGAGUAUACAUGCGGCGAACCGAGCUUGUAGUCGUGAGCUUGCGACAGGGUGAGCUGACAGGUGACCACGCUGCCAGUAGCCGCCGGCCUCAUGCUAGCGGCCGGCAAAGUUAUCAGCGCACGAUUGGCGACUUGAAAUGCUGCCAGCCACGUGCUAGCGGCCGGAAACACUGCGAGCCACUUGCUGGCGGGCGAAUACAUCACCAACCACCGGAGAUCAAGGAAAAGAGGAAAAACAAUUAGGGAAGGAGAUUAGCUAGAGAAAAUCGCUGCCAAAAAGAAGAAACGUGUGCACGAGAAACGAAGGGCACGCAUGUCCUAAUAAUUUCGGAAUUCCCGACGGAAGAUCAGUUCGAUCAGAGUCAUGAAACCACCUACGCCCUUCCAAAUCUUUGUAGCAAUCGUCACCGGAGCUACAGCCAUCUGCUUGCCAAUCAUCGCACUCACGACGUAUCAGGUCCCAGCCUUUAACAUAACCACCUUUGCCAUAGUUCUCUGUGUGUUAUUGGUUGAAUUAAUAUGGCUCUACAGACAGUCGAGCAAACAACUUCGGCCCCACAUGACUGCCGUAAUCAUCGCCAUAGUUGUAGUUUUCUCUGGGCUAACUCUUGGCGUGGUAAUAUGGAGGAUCCCUCUCGCCAUCCCCACUAUCGUGGCUAUGGUUCUGUUCGUGGUGUUCACUGUGGUUACAGCCAUUACCAGGUGGUUCCCCAGAAGAAAGUAUCAGUAUCUAACCAAUUUCGACACGAAACCACGAUCAGUUGCCAGAAGAGCACUCCUCAAUAAGCCGACGAGGACGACAAUAAUACCACGAACAGUUGCUAGAAGAGCACUCCCCGAUGAGCCGAUUAGGACGACGACGAUAGAGAAUUUUCUUAACAAGUUAGCCGAAGAAAGGCCCAUCCGGUUUUUGCCUCAGCAGCUCGCAGAGUUCACGCAAAAUUUCACAGUCAAAUUGGGGUCUGGCGCGUUCGGAUCAGUCUAUAAAGGCGAGCUCCCCGACCAAAAACCCAUCGCAGUCAAAGUCCUCGUCGGAAUCAUGGACAAGAGAAUGGAGGAGCAGUUCAUGGCGGAAGUGGGCACCAUCGCCGGCACCCAACACAUCAACCUCGUCCGUCUAUACGGCUUCUGCUACGACGACACCCUGAUCGCGCAGGUGUAUGAGUUCAUGGAGAACGGCUCCCUCGACAAGUUCUUGUUCAACGAGGACGACGUCGACACGUUACAAGAAAAUGAUCGCAAGGUGAUAGAGUUCGGAAGGCUGAAUGAGAUCGCCAUCGGCGCGGCGAAAGGAAUCCGGUACCUGCACGAGGAGUGCCAGCGGCGGAUCAUCCACUACGACAUCAAGCCGGGUAACAUCCUCCUCGACGCCAACUUCAACCCGAAAGUGGCGGACUUCGGGUUGGCCAAGCUGAUGGGCAGGGAGUACACCCACAUGAGCAUGACCGGAAUGAGGGGCACGCCGGGGUACGCGGCGCCGGAGAUGUGGUUGCCUUAUUCUCCGGUCACCUACAAGUGCGACGUCUACAGCUUCGGGAUGCUACUGUUUGAGAUGGUGGGGAGGAGGAAGAACUUCGAUUGCCGCGCGGUGGAGAGCGAGAAGAAAUGGUUUCCCAAGCUGGUGUACAAGCAAUGGGACAGUGGAAUGCUGGGAGAGGUCAUGGCGGCUUGUGGGAUUGAGCAGAAGGCGGAGAGGGAGAGAGCGGUGAGGAUGUGCAAGGUGGCGCUGUGGUGCGUCCAGUACAGCGCGGAGGCGAGGCCGUCGAUGAGCAAGGUGCUGCAGAUGCUGGAGGGAGAGAUUGAGAUCGAGCCACCGCCGAAUCCUUUCACGGGCUUGUAUGUUUCAGACGUGCCUGAUAGUCAUUGGAGUGGAGGAAACACUAAUAGUAAUGACCUUCAAAGUGUACUGCCAGUUUGAAGCUAGUCCUGGUUUUCUUCUUCUUUUAUGAAACUGAUAAUGUUUGAGGUUCGGCGGUUCUAAGAUUUCUGCUGUAAGUAGAUUUGCCUAUUCUUGAAGAGAAUACUGUGCAAUAUAAUAUCAAUCAGAACCAAUUACGCACUUUUGUCAUCA
Zingiber officinale is the source of this 2267-nucleotide messenger RNA. RefSeq names its product G-type lectin S-receptor-like serine/threonine-protein kinase SD2-5. Gene Ontology annotation, biological process: protein phosphorylation. The coding region runs from base 561 to 2114 and encodes 517 amino acids. NCBI's taxonomy places the organism in Eukaryota, Viridiplantae, Streptophyta, Magnoliopsida, Zingiberales, Zingiberaceae. The transcript is spliced from 8 exons. The record is from RefSeq and is a predicted model, not a curated record. Gene Ontology annotation, molecular function: ATP binding; protein kinase activity.